CGCUCCUCACACGUACGCAGACUGCACCACUCUGUAUCAUGUUCUGUAUCUAUAUGCUGCUGCUUCUAAGUGGUCAAAUCUGUUUGUUCUUCAUGGAGCCUGUGGUUGGAGGUAAGGCUAGGCCAAACAUCACACUACGGCCUCCCACUGGUGAGGUGAUCGAGGGCCAAAACUUCACCAUCACUUGCCACUCUCAGUAUACAGGAGGGCAUUUCCACCUGGAAUUCAAUGGCGUCAACCUUACCACCUUAUCUUACCCCAACUCCUUCUCGGUUGCAUCUGCCAACUCAUCCAACUCAGGAAACUACAGCUGCGUCUAUGUGUCUACAUUUUCCAAUGGCCACCACAACAUUUCCAGGAGUGACAUGGUGAUUGUUAAGGUUACAGUGAAAUCUGAGUUUCCCUUGGUGCUGAUUGUGGCAGGAUCAGCAGGGGGAGCUGUGUUUCUGCUCCUCCUCAUCCUUCUCAGUGUCUGUCUUACCUGUAAGUGCAGGACCCAUUCGGAAUCAGUUGCCCGUAGUACAUACCACAGCCAGCCUCUGGACCGGGAAGGCCUGGAUUCAGAGCCUGAUUACGUGGACACGCCAUCGGAGGGCAGUGGAACCAACUACCUGAACGUGGAGAUGCAGGGUUUUGGGAAAGGAUGCACUUCCGCAGAUGCACCAUCAGAGGACAGCAACGCGAGCUACGUCAAUGUGGAGAUUCCCGAGGAGGAAGAGAGCGAGUGCGAGGACGAUUACGUAAACACGGAGACAAUGCAGAUCGGCAAUGCGCCCGUCGGCUACGGUGACAGCGACAGUGAGCCGGACUACGAGAACUCUGCUUACGUGAAUGGGGACAGCGAAGUGAAUUAAGGCUUUUACGUAGUCUGUAAGUACAGGGCGCAUACGCUGUGCGGACGGACAGUCCGCAGUCGUUCGCCCUUUUCAUACUCCAGUCGUACCACCGCAUACCUAAGCCCUACAUUUCCCACAAUCUCUACGCGUCGUUUUCCUUUUCUGCCGGAAGUUACAGACUGUAAACAACAUGGCCUCGUCCCUGCCCAGCGUUGUGCUCUCCAUGAAUUGUUGUUCUUCUGAAAAUAUUUAUAAUCUCGUUGGGAUGAAUCGCAUAGGUGCCUGUACCUUCUCACCUCUUCAGCCAGUCUCUCUUCAGAUGUCCACCCUAUGUCUAUUUUGUGUAUUCCGCAUCACCGCGUGUUUCCGGUGCCACAUGAAAUGCAUGUCGAUGUGAAACAGUUUCAUACCGAGCCAUGAUUUGUGUGACGCAGGUACGCGUACGCUAGGCACGCGCGGUCACAAAAAUUGAGCUUCGCGCGGACAUGCCCAGGCGGCCGUACACUGAGGUCCGCUAUUUUGUCAUUUUGACCGCGCGGACCCCAGCGGAGUCCGGUCCGUGUAUGCUACGUCUGGACCAUGAAUUGGCCUUUGGAAACACAAGGCAUGGAGCCUAGCCUUCAAGGCGCGGCGGGAGUAACCUCUGUAUUAUGCAUACGUAGGUUUAUAUAUGUAUGAGAGGAAAUGUGUUUAUACUUUUGGUUUUUAUUCAAUAAAUGCACAUAUUGACUGAA
This is a messenger RNA of Anguilla rostrata (American eel), 1570 nucleotides long. RefSeq lists its product as uncharacterized. Lineage: Eukaryota; Metazoa; Chordata; Actinopteri; Anguilliformes; Anguillidae. The coding region runs from base 39 to 854 and encodes 271 amino acids. The transcript has 5 exons. The record is from RefSeq and is a predicted model, not a curated record.